AAAAAAAUAAAUAAAUAAAAAAAAAUAAAAAAAAAAAGAAAAAUGUGGAAAAAUGUUGAUCACAUAAUAUCGUUUAAGUUAAAAUUCUUUCAAUUGUUGUAAUCUCGAUCGAAUACGUGUUGUGAAUGAAAAAUACAUAUAUACGUGCCUGCCCGUAUGCUCACAUAGAUUAUAUUGUAUUGUUUGAUUCAAAAAUUUGUAAUAAAAUUGCUCACAAUCGAUCGUGAUAUGAAAAGAAAGAAAAAAAAUAAAUAAGACAGGGAAAGAGAAAUUGAUGAGACAUCAAUAGUUAUUUGGAAGGAUAAGAAUAGUCGGAGAAAAUUCGAAAGGAUUCAAUUUCGAUACCGCAUAAUAAAGCGAUGGAAACGAAAGUCAAUGUCGAGUUUAAGCAAUGAAUGUAUAUGUAUGUACGUACGUAGUGGAAAGUAAGUAAGUAACGUAACGGAGGAUAAGACGGUUCGUAAAUGAGAAGCAUCGAGUGGAUUACCGGUCAGUUCGAAACCGAGAAAUUAAAUACAUACAUAUAUAUGUUGCCUAUUAUUGAUUUGAAUAUUUACGUAAAUACGGAAUGAACGAUAUUUAAAAUAUGUAAGAGACGAUAAUAUUGAUCGAUUAAAUUAAUCAGAAGAUAAGGAAGAAGAAAAGGGAUAAAAGAAUCGAUCUUAUCCCCUGGAUUUUAUAACAGACAAUGAGAAAAUCAUGAUGAUAGGUAUAAUUAUACUGUAAUUAUAAGUGUCCCUGUUGAUCAGUGUCUAUCAAAAUUAGCCCAGUUAUAGUACAACGACCGUUCUCCGAUGAUUAUAUCAUCUCGAUGAAACAAACAACGUGUCCGUCAUAAAUCGAAGGUUCAGGAAUAAUCAAUCGAUCAUUAGUUUAUCCGAGAAAACUUCUCCGUGUAUCAGGAGAAGAGGAAAAAAAGAUGGAACGAAAACGGAGAAUACUGGCACUAGUUGGAUUAAUAUUAUUUCUCAAGUGUGCGGAUGGCGAAAACGGUGACAACAAGGACAAUAACGAACAUUUUUUCUCUCAUCAUCGACAAAAAAGAUUACUUUGGAUAACUAAUGAUGGUCGAAUUGCUUUACCGCCAGGCACGAUAAUGACAAUAACUCCAACAUUGGCAUUACCAUUUGUCAGAUAUCCUCCCUAUGGUUUUCUCAGCAACAUGACUAUCAGUCUUCCUUUUACUAUCGAUUUCGACAAACUUGGUUUAACCGACAAUGAAAAUCCUUAUGGCGUUUUACCAUCGGCAUUUGAUACUACUGCGAGAGAACAAGGAUCGAAUGCCGCGGAAUUUAUCGCGAUGUUCGUAAAACGUGGAAUCGGUAAAAGAGAGGCGAUUCAAGAUCUACCAAAAAAUAUAUUUUAUGGAGGUGAAAGAGCUCUUUUGUAUGGUACCGCCGAGGAUAUGCUCGGAAAUUUUGGUUUAAAUGGAAAAGCUUGUUUAUUAAGGGCUAUAUGCGAAGUACAAGGACAUCCUUUGAAUAAUUUCGGUUUGAUCGGAGAAAUGCUCAAACUAUUUUUCACUGCUAGUAAAUCACCAUUUUCAAAUCUUUUGAAAGAAUAUGUUGAAGCUGAAAAUAGAGGCAAGUUUCAUGGAGAGUGUUGGCCUUAUUUUAAAGAUUGUCCAAAAUCGUUAUUUCGUUUGCCAGAGAAUAAAUAUAUAAAAGAUGCUUUUCAUGAAGAUAUUGUAACUACCGAAGAUGAGAUAGAGCAAAAAAAUCGAUAUUUUCCUUCCAUUUUGUCAAUGGACCGAAUACGGAAAGAAAAUCAAUUUUCUGAAAAUAUUAAACAUACGAUACGAUUAAUGUAAAUAAAUCGUUUGAAGCCAGAUAAUAUACUACUUACUAUAUGUAUAUACAUAUAUAUAUAUAUCUUAGAAUGAAUGAUACAAAUAAACAAAGGGCAAUUAAAAUCAUUAAGAAUCAUAAAAAAAUUAUAUAUAAAGAUAAAUUAAGAAUCAAAAGUUUUUAAACUUGAUUUACAUACUCGAAAAUAAAAAAGUUUUUUCUAUAUUUUUCUAUAUUUUUUUCUAUAUUAAAUAGAAUCACUCUUAUAUUAUAGAAUCACUCUUAUAUAAUAGAAUCACUCUUAUAUUAUAAUAUUAUUUUUAAGAUCCUAUAUAUUUAAAUCGAAGAAAAAUUUUUGUAAUAAUGUUAUGCACAUAUUCUAUUUUUCUUCAAACGCGUAAAUAAUAUAUACAUUUUUUAUGUAUAUAUUUUUCCUUGAUUAAAAAAGAUCAUUUUUAAUCAUUUAAAAUCAUUUGACCACUAUUACCGCUUAUAAUUAUGAAAAUCUGAAAAUUGGAAAGAAAAUGGGCUUUUUGGUCUUGAUGAAAAAUCAAAUAAUCGCAUUUUACGCUUUAUUUGAAGCUUUAUUGGCCUCCAUUGAAUAUAUCUAAUCAUGUGGCCAACAUCAUGUGUAUACACGUACACUUUUUACGCCAUAUUAUAUCUAGUAAUUUAUGUAUUUAUGUCGUUUUAUAUUAUAUUAUAAAAAUGUAAUUGUCAACUACUAAAAAUUAUAUAAAUCGAUGGAAUUUAUAUUCCAAUCUUUUUUUAUUCUAGCAAUAUAUGUUGAAAUGAA
Molecule: messenger RNA, 2583 nt
Organism: Apis cerana (Asiatic honeybee)
Lineage: Eukaryota; Metazoa; Arthropoda; Insecta; Hymenoptera; Apidae
Source: RefSeq, a predicted model, not a curated record